GGAUCAUUUAACUUGAGCCUGAUAGCACAACCUCAGGAUGCAGGUUUAAUCUCAUGUUGGGUUUUUUUCUUUUAAUUUCUCUCAGCUCAGCAGCAUUGUUUCCAAGCAACCAGAGAGAGCUACAGUCCUGCAUAGUCAUAGCUUAAUUUCCCUGCCACACAAGCUCAGUGACAGAGGCAAGAAAGGAACAGCAGCAUCCAGAGGGAAUUCUUCCUCAGAGAUACCUGGAGUCAGAGAGGAUCCAAACCUGGAUCCUGAGGCCUAUUCCAAAGAGUUUGACACAGAUUUCAGCGAGCCAUUUACAUUGCAGUGACAACUAGAACAUCUCUGGCCAUGGAAAGACGACGCUUAAAAAAAGAGAUUGAAAAACUCCUGAGUGAUUAUGUUGGCAUCAGACUACGAGAAAAUGAAUUUGAUCCAAGAGGACAAAGGCAGUCCACCUUUCUAGAUGACAUGGCUCAUUACAACUUGGCCCUCAGUGUUGCUUUGCUGUGGCUAAAUGACUCAGAUGCUCAGCCUCUGCUGACAAAAGAGGAAAUGAAUUUGGCAGCUUGCAGCCGAUAUAUGUAUCCCAGCCGAACUGAGAGAGAAGCUAUGAUAUUAUCUUCAUAUGCUGGAAUAUUAAUGAACAGCAUUCCUGUCGAAGAUGUCUUUGAGAUUUACAGCAUGGGGCCCUCAGCAACACGCUGGCAGAGCUCUGCAAAAGACCACUGGAUUCACCCUUUCAACCUCUCCCUGCACCCAUUUGCCAUGCUGACUGCCCCCAGAGCUGCGGAGCACGCCUGGAAGCACAGCAUCAAGUACCAGAGAGCAACAGCAAAUCAAAAGACCAACCCUGGUUCAAUGAGGAGAGCUAAAAAGGACAGAAAGCAACUUGACUCACUGAUGAGAAGAAAGCAGCAGGAUGACAAAGGAGCUACAGAAGCAGCAAAACAAGGAAUCUCGCCAGAGAAGCCUGGAACAAAUCUGAAAGGAGAGAAUGCAAAGAAAGCUAAGGCAUAACAAGGACUCAGAUUUCAUGUACCUCACCUAGCUGUAGGUCUCUAAGGGUUUGCUUCUGUUGUGUCUACAUUGUGCAGCCCAAGAGGACUCCCCAUCUCCUGGAUGGACUGUCACAACCUUCAUUCAUAUCCUAACUCCAUCUUGGGAUAAGAGUUGGGUACACAUCGUUCUCCUUCCUCUGGCUGGUAGCCCGGGCACAGUAUGGCAUGUUACUAUAGGACUCUAUUUACUUCCAUACAAGUUUCAGGACUCAGUGGGGUAGGAAAAGUGUUCCCUGCUGAGGGGCACAUAUGACUAAUUUCAGGGCAGAGAGACUCCAUUAGACCUUUUUACAUAUUAAAAAAAUGACAGAAUUAAAGAUCCCAGCUUAGUUUGAGCCAGGACAUAGCCAAACAGCCAUCCAAAGGGUGGUCACAUAUUGUAAAGCUACAUUAACCCAUGCCUUGGAUGUUCCUGUACCCUAAUGCAGAAACGCUAAAGAAAAAAAAUAAACA
This is a messenger RNA of Dromaius novaehollandiae (emu), 1496 nucleotides long. It is a transcript of the gene C7H2orf80, whose product is annotated as chromosome 7 C2orf80 homolog. NCBI's taxonomy places the organism in Eukaryota, Metazoa, Chordata, Aves, Casuariiformes, Dromaiidae. The transcript is spliced from 10 exons. Bases 334 to 1002 code for a protein of 222 amino acids. The record is from RefSeq and is a predicted model, not a curated record.